UGCGGUUUGUUAUAUGUAUUUCUAAGUAAUUUGUAAAUAUAAAACAGUAGUUAUUACCAAAAAGGAUUGUCGUUCGCCCUCGUUAAACAAAAUUCAGAAUAUUCUGUGGAUCCUCAUAUGCAGACGAGGAAGAUACUUACAAUUAAAGACGUAUAUAAAUGAAGACUGGAUGACUCUCGAUCAUCACUUCCCGACAGGAAAUCUCAUCUUAAAACGGGGAAACAAAACAUAUUCACCAAUUUGUACAUCUGAAUCCUACGUCUGAAUCAUGGAGAAGUUUUACAGAUUUUUGUGUCUUGGAUUAUUUCUGUAUUGUUUGACACCUGUUGUGAGCUCUAUCGGAAAAGACAAAGAUAAAGAAUCCGAGGAUGCACCACUGCAGAGAAAUAAAAGACAAUGUACAAGUUCAGGAUUUGCAAGUAUAGUCAGCGGUGGUUGUAACUUACCAAACGUUUCCCUUAAUACUACAUCCUACACGAUACCAGCUGGUAGUUCAGUGUCCCUAGAAUGCACGGUAUCAAGUCAAAGUACAAUAACAUCAGUCUUCUGGACCAAGUAUACAGAUACCGAUACUAGUAGAAGGAUCAAUAGUACAGGUACAAACAAGUACAGAGGAGGUACACCAGACACACCAUCUUUGACUAUAUCUAAGGCUGUACUUAGUGAUGCAGGACAAUACAGAUGUUCUGCUGUUAAUCGCGAUGGAACAGGACAUAGUACUAGUAAAAUCACGCUUCAUGUCACAGAAUCAUGUGGAGGAAACUUUACAGCAAAGGCAGGAACAGUUAUCUUUCCCGCCAUUGAUAAUAGAAAAGUCUGCUUUUAUCAGAUUACUUUACGGACGAAUUACAAAGUAUCAAUUAGCUUUAUCAAUAGAAGUGGUUGGUCAAAUACUGGAUACACAAUAAAGAUUUAUGAUGGUUCUAGUAGCAACGGUUCUUCAAUAGCCACUAUAAUAUUCUUGAGUAGCCCUUCUUAUUAUAACUCAUCAAGUAACAACAUGUUUAUUGAAUAUUCUCGAUAUGGUGGUGAAUUAGACAGUAUAGAGGCGUCAUACCAAGGCAUUAUUAAAGCCUCGUCCUUAAAUCGAGAAAAACGAACAGCAUCAUAUUCAAAAUUUGUUGGAGAACAGGUAACUUUAUCAUGCCCACUACAAUUAGUCGGAAUCACAGUACGGAAAAUACAAUGGACAUUUAUCAACAACACAGGAUAUAGCAUUGACCCAAUUAUAUUUUCCUUUUCUUUAAUGAAAUACCAAGGGGCUUCCAUCUACACUCCGUCUCUCACUAUCAAAAAUUUAGAUCUUAGUGAUAAUGGAAUAUACAGGUGUCGGGCCAUUAAUGCGACUACUAGUACUACUAGUUUACCUGUAAAUCUGACAGUCAAUACAGUGACACCUAAUUUACCUGUGGUUUCCACAGACAAUACGGUAACAACUAGUUCACCUGUGGUUUCAACACACAAUACAGUAACAACUAGUUUACCUGUGGUUUCUACAGACAAUACAGUAACAACUAGUUCACCUGUGAUUCCAACAGACAAUACAGUAACAACUAGUUUACCUGUGGAUCUCAUAGUAACUACAGAAACGACUACUUUAACAGCAAAGCCUCCAGUGGUGUCAACAGAUAAAACGUUAGUUAACGUUAUAUAUGGACACUCAGCAAAGCUCUCUUGUAUAGUCUCUUCAAAGUCGCCAAUACAAUCGGUUACGUGGGAAAAAAAAGUUGGUUCUACAGUGGAAAAAUUACAGAUACACAGUAAUGAGGGAAAAUAUCAGGGUGGAAACGUGACAAAUCCUUCACUUACUAUCCUGAAUGUUGAUGGGAACGAUAGCGGAAAUUAUACUUGUACUGCCAGUAAUAGUGUAGGAAAUGGAAGUGCUGAUACUAUACGAAUCGUUGUUAUUGAUAUUGAUGAAUGCCAGAACCAUACCUUAAACAAUUGUGUACAAGAUUGUGAAAACACAUUUGGUUCAUUUGUUUGUCAGUGUUGGAAAGGUUACACGGGUGAUGGGAACACGAAUUGUAAAGUAGAUAACGCCCAAAUAGAAAAAUAUUUAAGAACUGCAGUGAUUUCUAUAACGGUUGAAGGACCAUAUAAAUGGAAUGCCAGCUUGUAUGACGUUGAUUCUAACUAUUACAAAUACUUCACAUCGCAGUUUGUUAAAACGGCUAAUGAAAUUGGCCAAACACAUCCUGGAUACAGAGAAACAAAGAUUAUAAGUUUAAGACCUGGAAGCAUAGAUGUAGAUCAAGGUAUCAUAGUGGACAAGUCAUCAAAUUUACCAAUGCUUCUUCAAACGAUACAAAGGAACGUCGAUAUGCAAACAUUUGGAAACUUCACAGUCACGAAUGAAACUUUUCAGAUCGUCCAGGGUUUGGGAUACAUAACUGAUAUCACUAUUAAUGAAAACAUUACUGGUACUGAAGGAGCUAUAGCUACAGCAGAAUGUAUAGUGGAUGCAGUAUCCAUAACUGGAAAUAUUGAAUAUCAAUGGAAGUUAAAUGAUGUUAAAAUAAACCCAACAAAGAUAUCUAGAAUACAAGUGUUGUACAGUAAGAUAACAAGUACAAAAUACAACUCUACUCUUGUGAUCAAAAAUUUAAAGAGACAAGAUAAAGGAAAUUUAACAUGUGAGGCAAGACUUGGUAACAAAACUGAAAUCAGAUCAACCCAGAUAUAUCUUUAUUCAUUCAAACUUGAAAGUGACUCAUCAUUCGUCAUUAGCAAUGGGAGUGAUAUCAACGUCACGUGUACAAUUCUACCUCCUACUAAAUCAGCAAAUGACUUGAAAAUGUGUUUAAAUGGAAAGGUUAUUCCUGAUUCUAAGAUGAUUUUAAAGGCUAACAUUGCAGAGUUGAAAUUGACCACAUUGAAAACCCAAACAACUGUUGGAUGUAGUUGGAAAACUGACAAAGAUUGCUCCGAAACCAGGAUAAUAAAGAUAUUUAAUCCGAAAAUUGUCCCAUGUUUAGAGGAAGUUGACGCAAACAAUAUCACAUGGGAGAAAACUCACCCUGGUAUUACCAAUGAACAAUCAUGCCCGUCUGGAUAUUUAGGUUUAGCUUCCAGAUAUUGCGAACUUCAAAAUUCCAAAGGCAUGUGGAGAGAACCAAACCUGGUUGCAUGCACUAGAAAAGUAUUUGCAUCUAUUUCUGAUCAACUUCACAAUAUUCAAGAUGGCUUACAAGUGGAUACAUUAGCUAAUGUGUUGAAAGUGUUUUCAAAUGAGAGUAAAGACAUUUUGAAUAGCAACAAAUCAACUGCGAGUGAUAUCAGGUCCGGUGUAGAAAUUUUAAGAACGGCAUCAAGUAUUGUUUCUAAUAGAGAAGAAAUCAUAACAAAAGAGGAAACAGACGAUUUUUUUACUGCCACGGAUAACAUAUUAUCAAGUGAAACAGACAAAUCAUGGAAAGAAUUCUAUACCAAGACUGGAGAAAACAAGGCUGGUCAAAUGAUGAGCAUUGUUUCAAAUGUUAGUGAUUCAGUUUUAAAGUCACUCAAAAAGAACGAAUCUAGAAGUAUUGUAGGCGACAAUAUUGUUUUAGAAAUCGGAAAUGCAGAUAUUGGCGACGUCAGGUUUCCAGGGAAUGAAAUUCGAAAUAAAACACCGAGUUUUCAAAACAAAGUAGUUCUAUUAGAAAAGACAAUUACUGAUAGUUUAAAGACAAAUGGUACAAUACAGUACUCAGCGGUGUUAUAUAAAACAAUAUCACAACUGCUACCUACCAGUAACAACGCGUCACAGAACAUAGUUGGAUCACCAGUUAUGGCGUUUUCCAUUCCGCAAGAUCAAAUUUUGAAAAAGCUUAGCCCACCUCUUCAGUUAUAUUUUGAAACAAUUAAGUCAAACCUCACAAAGAAGCAGUGUUCUUUUUGGAAUUUUGAUCUACCGAAUGGUGGUAACUGGGCUACAGAUGGAUGUGAAACUGCCUAUAUGAAUGACAGCAUUACUGAAUGCAGAUGUAAUCAUUUGACAAACUUUGCAGUUAUACUAAGCUUGGAAGAUAUAACUGACGAACAUCACGAAAUAAUGUCGACUAUGUCUUUGGUUGGCUGUAUCAUAUCAUUGAUAUGUUUAUUCAUCACAAUAAUGGUAUACAGUUUAGAAUGGAAGAAUCUUACAUCUGAUAAGUCUGUGAUAUUGAUGAUAAUGUGUGUUGCAUUGGUAUUGGCCUAUAUCGCAUUUUUAGCUGGAAUAAACAAAACUGACAAUAAGGAUGCGUGUACUGCUGUUGCCUUGAUACUUCAUUUACUUUUCCUGAUUGUUCUAUUUACAAUGUUAGCAGAAGGGAUAAUUCAUGCAGUAUUAGUUGUGGCGGUGUUCCCACCGAGGAGAUCCAUCAACAGAAUUCUAAUUCCUUUGAUAUUUGUUAUUCCUUUUGGCAUAGUUCUUAUAUCUGCAAGUGUCACCCAGUUAGAAGGAUAUGGAACAAGUAAAUUCUGUUGGUUGUCAAGAGAAAAUGGACUGAUAUAUGCCUUCUUUGUGCCCUGUUUACUUGUCAUUUUAUCGAAUUUCGUGAUAACUGGAUUGAUUUUGAGGAAACUGUUUUCAACACGAGCCACCAUGAGCAAAACAAAAAAGGAAAAACUAAUAACUGGAGUCCGAAGUAUUGCCAUCUUAUCACCUGUGUUUGGUCUAACAUGGUUGUUUGGUAUGUUUUCAUUCCAUAAGAGUACUGUUGUGUUCAGCUACCUAUUUGUAAUUUUCAACUCUUUACAGGGUUUGUUUAUAUUUAUCCUGCACGGAAUAUAUAAUCAGAAUGUAAAGAAAUCUAUGAAAAGAAGAGUUUCAAGGAUGAGAAAGGAGAGAGAACUUACUUCAUCAAAAAUGACAGAAAGUACAAACACAUGGAAUAUCUUUAAAAAGAAGAAAGAGAAGAGAUCUGGAACAUCAAACUUUUUGUCUGAAACAGGUACAUCCGGGUCAGCUGUAGCAAAUCCAGUAUACAGUGCAACAUCAGUCGGACAAGAGGAGACAAGUGCUUUUGUACAGGAGACCAUGAAUGAAAAAGAAGCAUUACAUGUUAAGGAAGAAGAAGCAUCACAUGUUAAGGAUGAACAAGUAUCUAAUGUUAAGGAUGAAACAGGUACUAAGGCGCAGUCUCUUGUAAAUCCAUUGUAUGACGCAACGUGUGACAAUAGCCGAUUGUGAGGAGAAAACAGCUGCUUAUCUGCAGACAAGAAAGUGGUUUUAUAAUCAGGAGAGAAAAUUGAAAGUGCCAAAGGAUUGAAAUAUUGUGUAAAUUGUGCUUUUUUCAUCAUCAUCACCAAUAUUUAAUUGUGAAUAAAAACUACUGAAUUUAAUGCCAAAAAGGUUGCUAUUUCGGCUUGUAUAAUUUUUAUAACAUAUACAUUAGUUCUGAAUGAUAUUUUGUGUUGUUUGCGGGUGCCAAGCAAUCAGCAAUAUAACAUAUAUAACACUUUAUUAUUAUAUUAAAGUUUUACGAGGCGACUUACCUGGUAUGGAACUUGCGCCCUUAACAUUUGUCAUACGUGUUGUUAUUUAUAGUUUCAGGUGUAUUUUUUCUAAAAAAAAUUAUUUAGCGCUAUUGAUGAUUGUUUGCCUUUAAUUGCAAAUUCUAUUUAAUAAUAUGAUUUCAGAAUUUUGCAUAUCCAAAAAUAAUGUUCAUUAUCUUCGAUGACAUUACAUAUAUUGCAUAGUGGACUUUUAGUUAUUUCCAAGAGAAAAGUAAUUGUUUGGCUUGAAGAAUGUAAUGUAGAAAUUUCCAUCUUAACUUUUUGAAUUAUUGUCUAGUAUAUAGCUAAAUAUAUAGUACAGGAUUUUAUGUCUUUUGAUUGUGUUGUUUUCGUAAAUAAACAUGUUUGAAAACCUAUUUUUUCAACGGCAAUUUUCUAAGCGCUUAGACAUUUCCAGUGCACCGUUACAAUUCAAAUAUGAUGUAAUGGUAUGGAAUAACCUUGCAGCUUGGUAACUAUUGACACAAAUAUGCUACAAUUGAGAAAAAUGACUAAAGAUUUUACCUAUCUGCCGUCGCCAUAUUGGGAUAGUCGUACGAUUAUCUCUUUAAUACCAGUGAUAUUGUUGAAGUUCAUUUCAAUUAUAAGGAAAGCUUGUCCAAUGUUAUCAAAAUCAAAUUUUGAUAUGACUUUCCAAUUGGGUAAUUGGUCUUGUUAUCAAUGAGUUUUUUACCCAAUUAAUAUUUAUAUCUCUGUCUAUCAUUUUGAGCCCACGAGCAUGGUAAUUUUUACUUAUUAUAACUCUUUUAAUUUUUUCUAGUUAAUUGUUCCAUAUACAACUAUGUAUCAAUUUUUCUAUAUUUUGUAUUCUUUAUCAUUUCUGUUUCUGAUGCAAUAUGUUAAGUGAUAUACGAUAUAAGAUUAAUGGUUAACAACAGUUAUCUAACUUAACAUAGUUACAUUUAAAUUUCUAGUUAUUUCUUGUAACUAGUUAUUACUCUUUUGAUAUUUUCUUCACAAAAUGUGUCCAUAUAUACCAAUAAAAGUUAGCUCCUACAUUACUGACCUCCAUGAAAUAUUCAGGGUUCAAUUCUGUUUUCGGUUGUUAAUUGUCAAUUUGUCAAUAUUCCUCACAUAAGUUCAUAAUAUAAUCUGCUAAUGUUUGGUUUAUUUCAUGAAAACAUGAAGAAAUAUGCAAAACCUGUAGCGUUGAUUUAUCUUAAACGUUUUACAGUUUGUAGACAACUGCUGCAGAUAACUUUAUAUAACUGUUUACAAUUAUUGUAUAUAACAUGCCCUGUAUGGCCGAUGAUAUGUUCAAUAAAAUAUUGAUAUUUGUAAUAUUUCUCUUCAAGUUGAAAUUUAUUGAUUAUUUAAGUAAAGUCAUGCAUUUCCCUUAUUCACUGGUCUCAUUCCUUUUAUCUGUGUUGUCCUACAUUUAGUUAAAAGAAAAAUCCGGACAAAGAAUAAGAGAUAUGCGCAAAGGAGAUACAUUUCUUGAUUCUUAAGUACAUAUACCAUUUAACAAACAUUUAUCCAAAGUAGAAAAAGUGUAAAAUAACAUUUACAGGACAAGGUCUUGAGAAUAUGUAACUUCGUUUCGUGUGUAUUUUAGUCUUAGGCACCAUCUAAUUGACUAUCGAGUUAAAACCUCCGAUGGUAAAUAAGCGAUAUACACAUUUAUAUAGAUAUUAAUAGAAAUAGAAAGUGAACUUGUGCAAUUGUAUUUUUCUAUGUUUGUUUAAUUUCAUAUUAAAGAUAUUCAAAUUAAAAACAUAUAUUAAUCAU
This is a messenger RNA of Mytilus trossulus (common blue mussel), 7212 nucleotides long. RefSeq names its product adhesion G protein-coupled receptor F5-like. Gene Ontology annotation, cellular component: plasma membrane. The transcript has 39 exons. Gene Ontology annotation, molecular function: calcium ion binding; G protein-coupled receptor activity. The coding region runs from base 269 to 5158 and encodes 1629 amino acids. NCBI's taxonomy places the organism in Eukaryota, Metazoa, Mollusca, Bivalvia, Mytilida, Mytilidae. The record is from RefSeq and is a predicted model, not a curated record. Gene Ontology annotation, biological process: adenylate cyclase-activating G protein-coupled receptor signaling pathway; cell surface receptor signaling pathway; negative regulation of angiogenesis.